AUGAAAGAUAAUAAUUGUACAAAUAAUGAUCAUUUUAAUGAUUGUUAUCACGAUCUAUCAACAUCCAUGGAAGGAAUUCCAUCAAAUCAUUCAAACAAAUGUCAGCAUACUACUACUACUACUACUGCUACCAAUACUACUACUACUACUACUACUACUACUACUAGUACUACUACUACUACUACUACUAGUACUACUACUACUAAUAAUAAUAAUAGUAUAAUAGGAGAUAUAAACCAUACAAAUAAUAAUGAAUUAGAUAUAAUGAAACGAUCUAAUUCAUGUAAAUAUAAUUCAUUUAAUAAUUGUAAAUCUUCAUCAUUGAAAAGAUCAUUUCCAUGUGAUACAUUAUCAUAUCAUCAUAUUGUUUGGAAACCAGUAUCAACAUUCAUUACAAAUUUACAAUCAAAAUUAUUAAAUCAUUCAAAUAAUAUAAAAUCGGAACAAACAAAUCAAUUUAAUAAAACAAAAUCUAAUAUAAAUCAUUUUGGACGAUUUAAUAUUGGUUGUCCAUCUGGAUGUAAUUCCUCAAUUGCUGAUAUGACAAUAAAUGAAGAUUAUCAAUUCUAUAAAGAUAUAAUCCAAUCAUCAUCAUCAUCAUCAGAAUUAUUAAAUAAUCAACAAGCUAAUAUCCAAACUGAAUUGAAUCCAUUGAAAUCUCUUCAAUAUAUGGAAUAUGAUCAUUUAUCUAAAAUAUCUACUGAUACAUCAUUUAAUGCAUCAAUACUUGUCAAGAUUAAUGUUAGCGGUACAAUAUUUCAUGUAAGACAUAGUACAUUAAAACGUGAUCCAUUUGUUUAUGGUAAAAUGUUAGAAGAUGCUAUAUGGAUAUCAAAAACAAAAGAAUAUUAUUUUGAAAGAGAUCCAGUAGUAUUUCGUUUUAUAUUAUGUUAUUUAAGAAGAGGUGAAUUACAUUUACCACAUGAUAUGUGUGGUCCAUUAGUUGAAAAAGAAUUAGAUGAUUGGGGUAUAGCAUUAGGUUUAGAUAUACAAAGAUGUUGUUUAGGUCCAGUUAUGGAAAGUAAAUCAAAAUUAGAAUCAUUACAUAGAUUUGAAGAGAAAUUAGAACCAGAAGCUGUACAACCAGAUUAUUGGAUUCAAUCAUAUCGUUGGCAAUUAUUUCGUGAAAAAAUUUGGUCUGUUAUAGAUAUAUCACCAAGAUUAAUUCAUUCACAUUUUAAUAAUUAUAGACAUAGAAAACACUAUACACCUAAUGAAUUAUUCCCUAAUGAAUAUAGUUCAACAAGUGAUCAAUCUAAUCCAAAUCAUCCUCAUCCUCAUCUUGAUCAUCCUCAUGAGGAUGAUGAGGAUGAUGAGGAUGAUAAUAGUUUCAAUUCUAAUCAUCAAUCAAAUAAUCAAAUCAAUCAAAAUAAUUCUAUCAAUAAUAAACAAUCAUUUGAUUUAUCGACUAUUCAAUCAAUUAAUUUAUGUUGUUCUAAUCAAAUCAAUAAAUGUUCGAAAUUAUCAAAUGAUCAUCAUUUAAUAACUAAUCAUGAAUCAAUAUAUUUAAUAUGGUUAAGACAUUUUUAUUUUAUUUAUGAAACAUUAAUUAUUACAUCAGCUGUUGGUGUAUUUAUGUUAUCUACAGUAAAAGAAUAUCGUAUACCAUUUUAUUUAAAUAUUACAGAAUAUAUGGAUUUUUAUAAUGAUACAAUAUCAGAUUAUAAUGAUCAUUUAGAAAUAAUCACUAUGGCAACUAAUUUAAAUAAUAAUAAUAAUAAUAAUAAUAGAUCAAAUAUCAAUUAUUUUACAUUACCAUCUAAAUGGCUUGUACAAAUGGAUAUAUUUUUUUCUAUAGCUAUUACAAUUGAUGUAUUAAUACGUAUGAUAUUUUGUCCAUGUUUUACAAUAUGGUUAUUCUCAUUAUCAACAUUAAUUGAUAUUUUAUCAUUAAUACCAUUCUAUUGUGAAUUUAUAUUCUAUGAAUUAGUCUAUAAUUAUAAUACUACUAAUAAUACUACCUCUACUACUACUAAUACUACUAUUAAUAAUACUACUAAUCAUUCAGAAUCUAUAUGGUGGUUAAUUCGUAUUCUUAGAGUAGAAGAAUAUUUUAUUAUAUUAAAAGUAUUUGUUGUAUUAAGAUUAUUUCGUUUAUUAAGACGACAUCGUGGUACUCGUGUAUUAUUUUAUACAAUAUGUACAACUAUUACUGAUUUAUCUAUAUUAAUUAUAUUAAUAUUAGUAAGUGCAUUAUUUUUUGGUGCUGCAAUUUAUUUUGUUGAUCCAACAUUUAAUGAUAUUCCAAAAGGAUUUUGGUGGGCAUUAAUCACUAUGUCUACAGUUGGUUAUGGGGAUUUAGUACCAAAUAAUAAAUGGGGUUAUUUAGUUGCUAUUGCAUGUAUUAUAUUAGGUACAUUAUUAGUAUCUUAUACAAUACCUGUAUUAGUUAAUCAUUUUUUAUUAUAUUAUGCUCAUGCUGAUCAAUUAUCUAUGGUAAAACAAUUGCAUAGAACAGCUAAACGUAAAAUACGUAAUAGAAAAAUGUCACGUUAUUUACAAAAAGCAUUAUAUAAUGCUAAAUCUAUUGUGAAUUCAACAAUUACUAAUGUCAAUCAUAAAUAGAUUCAUCUUGUUUUUCCGCUCCCCCCCUUCUCUCUCUGUCUAUCUAUAUCUACACAUACACACAUAUACACCACCAACACCACCACCACAACCACCACCACCACCACCACCAAAAACACCACCACGAACAACAACAUUUCAUCGCUACUUUUUCAGUUUGUUUUUUUCUUUUUUUUAAUUUUACACAAUUAUUGAUCACCUUCUUGAUAUUUCCAUUCUUUAUACUCAAUCACUUUCUAUAUAUAUAUAUAUGAAUACUGAAAUAUUUCAAUAAACAAAGAUUAAAAGUAGAAGGGAACAGUGUAAAACAAAAAGAAAGAAAGAAAGAAAAUAGAACAAUACAUGAUCCACUCAUUAACACACAAACACACACACACAUAUGUAUAUUUCGCUUGGAUACUAAGUCAUGACUUUCGAUUAUUGUACAUUAUUUUUUGUUGUUCUUUUCGUUGUUGUUGUUGCUGUUGUUCGAAUCAAAUGAUUUACUCUAAUUAAAAAUGAUAAUUAUUUAUUUAUUUAUUUAUUAGAAAGGGUAGUGUGCAGAGUUGAGAAAUUUCACUGGUUGAAAUCAUCAUUUCCAUUGAAGUUAGAUCACUAUGAUGGAAAACUUGGAAGCAUUGCUAAAAAGUCUCAUACUGGAACAAAAUGGUCAUUCAAUGCUUCCAGGUAAUUCAUAUUAAUGAAUUAGCUUCAAUGGAUUAAUGAUUACAAUCAAUGAAAUGAUUUAUUUUUAAAUAUUUACAUCAAUCAAAAUCGAUUAAAUCGUUUCUCUUUUUUUUUCUUUUAUAAAUUAAUUCAAUUAAAUUUUAUUCAAAGUUCAAUGAUUCAUUACUUUUUGAUUAAACUUAUAAUUAGAUACAGUCAUAGUAACAAAUGAUUACCAUUAUUGAUUAUUAUUUUUUAAAAAAAAGAAAAAAAAAAGAAUUAUUUUAUAAAUGAUUUCUAUUAUAACUUACAAAUGAAUCUUGUUAUUCAAUGUAUACUAAUAAUAAAUAUAAUCAAUAUGAUUGAGUAUUCCUGUUUCUAUUGUUGUUGUUGUUUUCUUUUCAUUUAACAUUUCAUAAAUGUUC
Schistosoma spindalis is the source of this 3635-nucleotide messenger RNA. NCBI's taxonomy places the organism in Eukaryota, Metazoa, Platyhelminthes, Trematoda, Strigeidida, Schistosomatidae. The record is from the annotation of a GenBank genome assembly.